Messenger RNA from Balaenoptera acutorostrata (minke whale), 2811 nucleotides. RefSeq names its product ALG8 alpha-1,3-glucosyltransferase (gene ALG8). Gene Ontology annotation, molecular function: dolichyl pyrophosphate Glc1Man9GlcNAc2 alpha-1,3-glucosyltransferase activity. Bases 1090 to 2406 code for a protein of 438 amino acids. The transcript is spliced from 14 exons. The record is from RefSeq and is a predicted model, not a curated record. Gene Ontology annotation, biological process: protein N-linked glycosylation. NCBI's taxonomy places the organism in Eukaryota, Metazoa, Chordata, Mammalia, Artiodactyla, Balaenopteridae. Gene Ontology annotation, cellular component: endoplasmic reticulum membrane.
CUUCUCAUCCCCACCUACCAUUCCACAGAUUUUGAAGUGCACCGAAACUGGCUUGCUAUCACCCACAGUUUGCCAAUAUCACAGUGGUAUUAUGAGCAAUAACAACAAAAGAAAUCAACAAGAAACAAAACUCAAGUGCAAGGUUCACAGUAGGAUAUAAGGCUGGAGAGACACAUGCCUCAGGUCUGGAAGGUCUUUCUGCCAUACUAAGGAGAGUGGACAUGUGAGCAGUGGAUUGUUUUGUAGAGCCCUUCUUAGCUUUGACUUCUAGCUUACCGUUCUGUUCUGGACUCAAAUUAAAUUGAUUGGUCGAUUGGUUGGGAAAGACAUUAAAAAGACCCAUAAUAAAUAUUUGUGGAAUGAACACAAUUGUUUUGAAUCUUUGUUGACCUAAAACAAGUAGACUGCCAGUUAUUUCUCCAGCAAAAAUGGGUUUAUUCAGGAUCAGCAGAAAAUAGCAAUUCAGGGUCUGCAACCAUAGCGAGUCACGUGCAAGUCCCCACGUAGCGCAUAACGAGGGAAGGAGAAUUCUUUCAAAGAGGGAAAAAGGAAGUUGGGAGGGCUAGAGUAAACAGACUCCAUGGCUUUUCAUUGGCUGAGUUGUGACAGUCUGAGCUCUUUGCAGGAAAGAAGAGUCUUUCUUCUUGCUGUUGGGCUCUGCUGUCCUCCUAGGGCCUGAGACUUCCCCUUUCUGGCCUCCUGAUUCUAUCUUAAUUGAGGUUUCUGUUUAUUAAUUUUUACAUCUUCAUAUGUAAAAAUGAGGUUGGAUGUUUUUGUACUUGAGGAAACAGCUCUGUUGUGGUAGCUUCCCGAGCUAAUGGAUUUGGAGUCGGAGACCCAGAUUUGAGCCCCAGCUCUACCACAUAUAAGUGACAGAACUCUUCACUUGGGCGGAAAUGUUAGCUAAUCGCUUUCCUGGCUUCCCAAAAGCUGUUUAGGUAAGAUGAUGGCCCCAGCUGGAAAUCCCUGAGGUCAGGAGGGCCUUCUGGGCCAGGUUUGGCAACUUCAGAGUGGACCUUGGAUUACCCCCCCUUUUUUGCAUGGUUUGAGUAUGCCCUGUCACAUGUUGCCAAAUAUUUUGAUCAAGAGAUGCUGAAUGUCCGUAAUCUGAAUUACUCCAGCUCAAGGACCUUACUCUUCCAGAGAUUUUCCGUCAUCUUUACAGAUACACUCUUUGUGUAUGCUGUCCAUGAGUGCUGUAAAUGCAUUGAUGGGAAAAAAGCAGGCAAAGAACUUACAGAGAAGCCAAAGUUUAUUCUAUCAGUAUUACUGCUAUGGAACUUCGGGUUGUUAAUUGUAGACCAUAUUCAUUUCCAGUACAAUGGUUUUUUAUCUGGAUUAAUGCUACUCUCUAUUGCACGAUUAUUUCAGAAAAGGCAUAUGGAAGGAGCAUUUCUCUUUGCUGUUCUCCUACAUUUCAAGCACAUCUACCUCUAUGUAGCACCAGCUUACGGUGUAUAUUUACUACGAUCUUACUGUUUCACUGCAAAUAAACCAGAUGGGUCCAUCCGAUGGAACAGCUUCAGUUUUCUCCGUCUUAUUUCCCUGGGACUAAUUGUUUUCCUAGUUUCUGCUCUUUCGUUGGGCCCUUUUCUAGCCUUGAACCAACUGCCUCAAGUCUUUUCCCGACUCUUCCCUUUCAAGAGGGGCCUCUGCCAUGCGUAUUGGGCCCCAAACUUCUGGGCUUUGUACAGCGCUUUGGACAAAGUGCUGUCCAUCAUCGGUUUAGAACUGAAACUUCUUGACCCCAGCAAGAUUCCCAGGGCCUCGAUGACAAGUGGUUUAGUUCAGCAGUUCCAACACACAGUCCUUCCCUCAGUGACACCCUUGGCCACCCUUAUCUGCACUCUGAUUGCCAUAUUGCCCUCUAUUUUCUGUCUUUGGUUUAAACCUCAAGGGCCCAGAGGCUUUCUCCGAUGUCUAAUUCUUUGUGCCUUGAGCUCCUUCAUGUUUGGGUGGCACGUCCAUGAAAAAGCCAUACUCCUUGCAGUUCUCCCAAUGAGCCUCUUAUCUGUGGGAAAAGCAGGAGAUGCUUCAAUUUUUCUGAUUCUGACCACGACAGGACAUUAUUCCCUCUUCCCUCUGCUCUUCACUGCACCAGAACUUCCCAUUAAAAUCUUACUCAUGUUACUGUUUACCAUCUAUAGUAUUUCCUCACUGAAGACUCUAUUCAGAAAAGAAAAACCUCUUUUUAAUUGGAUGGAAACUUUCUACCUCCUUGGCCUGGGGCCUCUGGAAGUCUUCUGUGAAUUUGUAUUCCCUUUCACCUCUUGGAAGCUGAAGUACCCCUUUAUCCCUUUGUUACUGACCUCAGUGUAUUGUGCAGUGGGCAUCACACAUGCUUGGUUCAAACUGUAUGUUUCAGUAUUGACUGACCCUCCUGUUGGCAAGACAAAGAAGCAAUGAAUAAAGGAACUGCUUGGAUGUAUUCCAAGCAAUUAUUUCAUGGGAAAUUAAUCAGAACUUGAAGAAAGUUGCUGGUGGCAUGAACCAUUCAUUUCAGUAAAUCUGUUUGAGGACCUUUCUUCUAAACUUGGCCUUGCCCAGCUUAGCAACCUGAUUGUCACCAUGGUGAGAAGCCACUUGUCCUCCGUAAGCAGUGAAACACAUCUGAAACAAAUCUCGCCUUCCCCUAUUAAAAUUGUCUGAGAUCAUUGAGACUGCUGUGCUUGCUCUAGGCAAGGAGGGAGUCUGAUCAACAGCAUGAUUAUCUGUAGCCUAUGAUAACCAUUGUCAGGGUAUAAAGCAUAAUUAGAAUUAUGUGCUAAGGAAAAUAUAAAUAAAAUAUCAUUUUGUAUUUCUGCAUAAAAA